AUGGAGUGGCAAUUCCUGGGCGUGGCUCUUUGCCUCGGCUUGGUGCCCACGGCCUCCGCGGACUGUGCCGCCGAGUGUUCCUCUUGCACGCUGCACGGCCGGGAGCUAGAGAAGCCCGUCAACCCCUUAGUAUGUUCCCUGGAAUGCGAGGGCUCUUUGCUGUCGACCGGAGAGUGGGAGGCCUGCAAGAAAGCUCUGAACGGCUUGGCCCCUUUCCUGAUGGACGAGCCGUUCAAGAGACCAUCCCAGGGGGGCGAAGAGGAGCUGUCCAAUCCGGGGGGAAGCCCCAGAUCUCGGGAGCUUCACCCCGGGCUGAUCAAACGCUACGGUGGCUUCAUGAAGAAGCUGGACAAGAGCAAGAUCUUCUCGCUGCUGCACGAGAAUGGCCAUGCCAAGGGCAUCAGCAAGAAGUACGGCGGGUUCUUCCGCAAGAUGGGAGAGAGGUCGGCUUCUGAGCUGGGCGAAGAGGAGGAUUACCUGGGGGGCCUGGAGACCGGAGAGAUGGGCUAUCCUGGGGACGAGUCCGACGUGGGAUCUCUGAAGGAGGAGAUGAAACGGUACGGGGGCUUCCUCCGCAAAUACCCCAAGAGAGGUUCGGGAGGGCCAGCGGCCGAGGAGGACGGACUGGCUCUGGAAGACCUGCACAAACGCUACGGCGGCUUCUUGCGCAGGAUCCGGCCCAAGCUCAAGUGGGACAAUCAGAAGCGCUACGGCGGGUUCCUGCGACGUCAGUUCAAGGUGGCCACGAGGUCAGAGGAGGAGCCCAGCGCUUAUUCAGGGGAGGUCUCUGACCUAUAGGUCCCACCUGCCAUAAAAACCGAGUCAUCCUCCCAUCAGAAACAUUUCAAAGAACGGACUGCGUGGAUCUUCUGGACCUUGAAACCCCGACUGCAAAACCCUGGAACUCAGCCAAGCAGAUACAACCUGCAAAUCCGUUAGUGGAGGGAACAGAUUGGAAACUGUGGAGCACCUUGAUUGGGGGAGGGGGAGGGGGCGGAACCAGGCGUUUUUAGGUUUGGUGGGACCUGAGAUGUACCCCUCUGGAUUCACCCUCUCUAAAAGGGGUCCCCAAACCUUCUAAGCCUACGAGAGCCUUCGGACUUCUGACACAGCGUGGUGGGCGCAGCUGCAAAAUGGCUGCCACGGGAGGCGGAGCCAGCCACAAAAUGGCCGCUGUGGCUUACCUUCAGUCACCCAGCGAUUCUCCUUGUGCUGUGUUAGCAGCUGCUGCCAUCUUGAAAAAUUGACACAGCCAAUCAAACUUCCAAUCCAAAUUUCCAGGUAGGCAACAGCUCACCUGGUCUCCCUCGCUUUAUAAAAAACAUCAGGGGAUGGGAAACAAUAAACAUGUCAGCCAGUUCAGUGGUGCCCAUGGAUACCACGUUGGGGACCCUUGCUCUAGAUAGUAACAAUCCUCUUAGGGGAUCAAGGUAGCUAAUACGUUUUCCCAGAGUGCUAACAAGGGCGUGAUGGAAGAAUAAUUGUCUGUGAUGAAUAUGUUCACCCCUUAUCGCUUUUAGAGUGUCUUCCCCGUUUAUGAGUAUUGUUCCCUUUAGGUGUAGAUAACGUUUUUUGAAACACGCAGCUACAACUGUAAAGUGUUACCAUGAUAAACGGGUGAUUUAUCGUCUGUGAAAUCGCUACGCAAACUUCCAGUCCCCACGUAGCAGCGGUGAUGUUUGUACAGCAAAAGCGAUCCUUGCCCUCUCAAUAGCUGGUUUUAUUCUGCAGUUCAAGACCGGCAUACGCAAUUAAAACUCUGCUUAGAAUUGUCAGCCCCAAAGAUAAAAUAGCUAUAAGAUAAAAUACAGCUAAAACAAUAAAAUGUGGUUUCC
Messenger RNA from Sphaerodactylus townsendi, 1835 nucleotides. It is a transcript of the gene PDYN, whose product is annotated as prodynorphin. The transcript is spliced from 2 exons. The coding region runs from base 1 to 798 and encodes 265 amino acids. Lineage: Eukaryota; Metazoa; Chordata; Lepidosauria; Squamata; Sphaerodactylidae. Gene Ontology annotation, molecular function: opioid receptor binding. Gene Ontology annotation, cellular component: neuronal cell body; axon terminus; plasma membrane. Gene Ontology annotation, biological process: chemical synaptic transmission; neuropeptide signaling pathway; sensory perception. The record is from RefSeq and is a predicted model, not a curated record.